AUGGCUGCUAUAAACCGAGUUGCAUUGAAAACAAUUUAUUUAUCACCGACCGCGGUAUCCUCAGCUGGACCAGUUCGGAUUCAACACCAGCCGUCAUGUCAAUAUUCGGAUGCUUCUGAGCUAAGGAUUAUUAAAAAUCCAACGACUGUUUCACUUAAACGUGGUACAGGUGGACGUAGCUCCUUCAAUGGAAUCGUGUGUACUGUUUUUGGGAGCACAGGGUUCCUGGGAAGAUAUGUUUGUAAUCGAUUGGGAAAAAUCGGUACCCAGAUGAUACUGCCAUACCGUGGGGAUUGCUACGAUGUGUUACCUCUAAAAUUAUCCGGUGAUCUUGGCCAAGUAUUAUUUCACCCCUUUCAGUUACGCGAUGAAGACUCAAUAAGAAAAUGCAUGAAGUAUUCCAAUGUCGUAGUUAAUUUAAUCGGAAGAGAUUGGGAGACUAAAAACUUUACUUACAAUGACGUUCAUGUCGAAGGAGCGCAGAGAAUAGCCAGAAUAGCUCGUGAAUGCGGUGUCGAGCGAUUAAUUCACGUUUCUGCUUUAGGCUGCUGUGAAAAUCCAACGCCAAUACUGAUAGAAGAAGGAUCAAGUAUCUUGAAAUCCAAGUGGAAAGGCGAACAAGCAGUGAGACAGGAAUUUCCAUCGGCAACUAUUGUAAGACCUGGUACUGUCUACGGACAGGAGGAUCGAUUUUUCAAUGCUUUGGCCAGUAAAUGGAGAAAAUUUUUCCGAGGAACUCCAAUUGUCGGAAAAGGUGAGAAAAUAAUAAAACAACCACUGUGGGCUGGUGAUUUCGGAGGCGUUGAAUAUGGACACCAGAGAUUUGAUUUAGAAAAAUCUCAUUUGUUUAAAUUGAAAGUUUCUCUGGCUGAGAUCUCUGUGAAUCAUCCUCUGGGUUACUUGCACUGGGAGGGUUUAGAAAAGGAAAGUCACUCAGAUGUUGUCGAAGCUCAUCUUCCAACACUAGCGGACCUAGGAGUCCAGCCAAUGAAAAUGGCAUCGCGUAUGCACUGGGAGAUGAAAUUGUUCAGUGCAUACGAGUACUACAUGCAGCAAGUUAACGAGUUCGAUAAACCAAAGCCACCGACGCCCGUUGAGAUGGUUGUUUAG
This is a messenger RNA of Cotesia congregata, 1110 nucleotides long. The record is from the annotation of a GenBank genome assembly. NCBI's taxonomy places the organism in Eukaryota, Metazoa, Arthropoda, Insecta, Hymenoptera, Braconidae.